Owenia fusiformis is the source of this 1835-nucleotide messenger RNA. Lineage: Eukaryota; Metazoa; Annelida; Polychaeta; Sabellida; Oweniidae. The record is from the annotation of a GenBank genome assembly.
UUUAUAGAAAUGUUUUUCUCAUUAAAUAAGCAAUGGUUAAACAAAAAUGUUUCAAUCUUAAAAAGGUUUUCGAACUUUAACGCGUACACCUGCGAUUUCGAGAAUUGCCAAGCUUUUGCAGAAGAGUGUAUCACAUGCACUUUCUAUGUUCGCGUAUCUUGCAACGCAUAUCUUAAACCAGAUGAUAUAUCUAUGCACCAGGUGAAGACCCGACUUGUAUUUAGAUGAGUUAUUGACGAUAUAUUGCACGAAACGCCAUAAUCCGACAGACUCACAAAAAUCGAGUUUUUGAAAUGACAUAUAAAAAAAAGUUGGGCCUCAUUCUGGGCGGAAUAAUAAUUGGAGUUUUGAUUUGCAAUAUACUGCAGGGGAAUCAUCACAAGGAAAAAAAUCCUUUUGAUGUGAACAUGUUGUCAAAUGUUAAUGAAGGGGACAUUAGGCAUGUUAAACGCGACAAUCAAGAUGAAUCAACGGAGGUCAUCAGAAAUGCUAGAAUUAUCGCAAAUAAAACUGAUAAUGGGAUUGUAGCUGUGACGUUGGUGAAUGAAGCGUAUCUAGAAAUGACCUACAGUUGGUUAUGUAACACUGUCAAUAUGAAUGUUCAUGAACAAGUGCUUAUUAUUGCCUCGGAGGAAAUGACAUUGAAGAAACUGCGACGAGAUUGGCCAAACGUCACCUCCGUUUUUUACACGAUUGAAACGACUGAUAUGACCGAACAAGCAAAAUAUGUGUGGAAAUUGUUCAAUAGGGCUUUGUUAGCACAUGCAUUGCUCAGAAAUAACGUACAUAUCCUUCUGUUCGAGGUCGAUGCUAUGUGGUUCUCAUCUCCUUUCCCUCUGCUUCGAUCACAAUUUCAUUAUGAUCUAGUCGGGGCCCAGCUUUCUACAAGGACUCGCUACAUAGCUCCAGGCUUUAUUUUUGCACGGCCAACCAUUGCGUCGCGAGAUGUAUUCGAGUGCGUAAAAGACAACUUUUUGAAUGGACAUUAUAUUGCAGGUGAUGACAAUAUCUCACCCGACUUCAAUUAUCAAACAUAUCUUCAUGAUGUUAUUGUUUCACAUCACAAUCUCAGAUACAAAUUAUUGGACUCUAACAUUAUUGAAGAUGGGCUUUGGUACCUCCAGCUCCAUACUACUGGUAAUUCACAUGGGCCGCCACCUGUUGUUUUGAACAACAACUGGAUAAUUGAAAGGGACGUGAAAAUUGCAACAGCUAAAGAGUUCGGACACUGGUUCCUCGAUAAAACCAAUUCUUGCGACUGGAAAAAUGUUAGAAAAAAAACUAAACAAUGGUCAUAUAGAUGAUUUAAGUUACCACACGGUAUAUAUUGAGGAGUUAAUUAAUAGUACCAUGCUAGUUGUACUGUUAGAAAUAAUUGUUAAACAAGGAAAUUUGUUUAUCUUGAACAGUUGAGUAUUUUAAAAACUAUUUGAACAGUCAUUUUCAGAUAAUGCAUGAUUCCCACGAUUCAAUAUCACUGAUCAAUAAUCUAAACAAAUACUCAUUAACUGUCUGAACAAAGGUGAGAUGUUGAUCAUGAAAUCUAGCUUUUAGAUUUUUAGGACUAUAAUUUUUUCUUUGAAGUGCUCUUUUCUUCAUUGUCUUGAAAUGUGCAUUUAAUGUGAGCAAUUUUUAAAAAGCGGGCCCGAUCUUGGGAUAAAAAUCAAAUUCUGAAUCUGAUUCAAUCUGAAUAAAUGUAUUUCCACACAAUCACUUAGUCUGAUUUUACAUUUGAUGAUACAUUUCGGUAAAGCAAUGGUUGAACCAGCCCUGCACGAUGACUCUUGAUUGAAAACUGCUGCCACCUUAUCUAAAACCCUCUUUAAAUCCCAAGC